AGAAGUCUUUGCCAAGGCACCACCCACUUUCUUAAAAAAGUACCAAUCAAAUGGCAGGGAACUUAGUUUACCUUCUACACUCCAGACGUUGGAAGAACUGAAUGUGACAGAGGAAUACGAAAAAGAGAGAGGAAGAGAAGAGUAGGGAGACCAAGCCAGACAAGAAGUGGUAAAGGAAUAGAAAUAGUGUUAGGAAAAUACAUUGGAACAAAUUCAAGGGAGACAGAGAAAAGGGAGGCAGAGGAAAAGAGUUAGAGAGAGAAAGAGAGAGAGAAAGAAAGAGAGAGAGAGAAAGAAAGAGAGAGAACGAGGGAGAGAGAAUGACAGUGACAGAGGGAUAGAAAGUGAGGGUUGAAGUAUCUGUCUGUGUCAGUGAGUAAUUCCUUGUUGGACAUGAAUGUAGCCAACUACAGUGAGGGACUGGACCCAACGUACAGCACCCUGGGCUUCGAACACGCUGACAUCCUAUAUGGUGGGGGAGGAAGGAGAUGCGUUCUGUCUCCUGGAGAUGAACACACUUUGGUGUGAGGCUUGCAAGCUGAAGAACACCAUCCCAACUGUGAAGCACGGUGGUGGCAGCAUCACGUUGUGGGGAUGCUUUGCUGCAGGAGGGACUGGUGCACUUCACAAAAUAGAUCAGCAUCAUGAGACAGUAUGCCAGCGGAGCCGGGCCUGUCCCAGGCAGAUGUAGUGAACGGUAACUGUGCUAUCUGUGGAGACAAAGCUACAGGGAAACACUAUGGCGCCUCCAGCUGUGACGGAUGUAAAGGUUUCUUCAGACGCUCCAUACGCAAGAACCACAUCUACUCCUGCAGGUUUAACCGUCAGUGUGUGGUCGACAAGGACAAGAGGAACCAGUGUCGGUUCUGCAGGCUCCACCAGUGUUUCAGAGCUGGCAUGAAGAAAGAAGGUUGGCCACAUCAGACCACGGUUCAGAAUGAAAGAGAUCGAAUCAGCUCCAGAAGAAGCAUUCAGGACAAUCAGGAUAUCCUACCUAUCACUGUUCUUGCCCAGGCGGAGUCCCUGUCUCAACAUAUCACUGUGUCCAGUCCCAGGGGUGCAGUAGAUGUGUCAGAACAGAAGUCAGCCGGUGUGGGGGAUGUCUGUGACUCCAUGAGACAACAGCUGCUUGUGUUGGUGGAAUGGGCCAAGUACAUUCCUGCCUUCGGAGAGCUGCCCCUGGAUGACCAGGUGAGUCUGCUCAGAGCUCAUGCAGGGGAACACCUUCUACUUGGGGUCGCCAAGAGGUCAAUGCCUUAUAAGGACUUCCUGCUCCUUGGUAAUGGGUGUGUGAUCCAUGGCAGCAGUGCAGAGCCAGAGAUCGGUCGUGUAGCUAACCGUAUUCUAGGUGAGCUGGUCCUGCCCUUCCAGGACAUCCAGAUAGAUGACCAUGAGUACGCUGCUCUCAAGGCACUCGUCUUCUUUGACCCUGAUGCCAAGUCUCUGCGGGAUCCGUGUAAGAUCAAGGCGAUGCGUCUGCAGGUCCAGAUGAGUCUAGAGGACUAUAUUAACGACCGUCAGUAUGACUCCAGAGGGAGGUUUGGAGAGCUGCUGCUACUGCUUCCUACUCUACAGUCCAUCACCUGGCAGAUGAUAGAACAACUGCAGCUUGUUAAACUCUGUGGCCUGGCCAAGAUAGACAACCUACUGCAGGAGAUGCUGCUGGGAGGUGGCUGUCUGGCAUCAGAGCCCGCCCACCUGCACCAACCAGGCCACACCCAGUUAGCCCAGGACCCUUUGACUGGACACACACUGGUCAUCAGCCCCAUGCCUGCUACACACACUUCUCAGAUAGCGUCUCCAGACACUCCUAUCCCGUCUCCUCCUCAGGGUCCAUAGAUUAUCAAGUCAACUUCAAGCCCCUCCUUCCUGCUGGCUCCGCCUUCCACAAAGACGUACCCGGAACCCUCCCCCUGAGUGUACAGCACCCGACCCGCGAAUAACAACUACAAAAAACAACAGAAAGUCUGUUCGAUGGGCAAAAUACUCAUUUGAGAUAUACAUUCUAUGCGUAACUCGUAAAUCAUGCAUUCAAUGGUAGUGUCAAAACUUGAGUUUGCCCUAUUUAGUGCCAUAGGUUUUCACUCCAGUUCGGUAGUCUAGAAAUUGAGUAAUCUGUGUAAAUUGAAGCAUCUAUAAAUCAUUCGAUUAUUCCUAGUCUCUGAGCCUGUGUUAUCAUGGUGUAAAUGACAGUAUGUAUUUAAGCCUUCCAUAGGCUCAUCAUUGAAGAUGGAGUGAGAGAUUUGCUAAUCAACGUGUACAUUAUAUACAGUAUGUGUUUCUCAAAGCGAUUAGGACUGUGUCUGUAACACAUGAUGUUCACGUGUUGCCAUGUUGCUUGUGGUGUGGUGCUUUACUGGAGCAUAAUGUAUGUCAAUAAUAUAACUAACUAUAUAUUUAGUUCUUAAUCAACUCUGCAGUGGCUUUUAGUCUUUUGAGAUUACUGUCAUGAUAUGAUAGUAUAUGAAAACUGUCAAAUUUGGUGUUUAAAUUCAGUUGUAUUUGUCAAAUGAAUCUUAUUGAACUUCUUUAGAGACUUUCAAAUGGUGUAUACAUGUUAGACAAUGUAAGCUGUGUAUUGUGAUUAUAACAGAACAGUAUUGUCAUUGAAUUGUAGCCUCUGCUUUAGUCUGCUUUUGCAUGAACAUGGACAUAGUUCUGAAAAAAUACAGACUUAAUAGAACUAACCCAGAAACCACAUUGUCCCGCAGCAGAGAAAUUAAGGGUACUGGCUCCCCCAUGUGGCUUGUUUAGAAAUAUACAUUCUGUAAUCACUAGAUGGCCAAGGUGUCAAUAUGGUCAGAGAGGAUGAGAAAGUAUGUGAGGUAUUUGUUAUUAAUUAAUGAUAUAGAUAGGUUCCAUAUUUCAUUUUUUUCCAUGACCUUUCCCCCGACUGUUCCUAUAAAUGUUCUAUUGGUCUGGGAUAUGUGGUGUGUGUCUAAGGCUGGAUUGAUCUGGGUUAUGCUCUGUUUGUUGAUGUGAGUUGAGUGAAAGCUCAUUUUGCCCCCUCAUCUAAAAGAAAAUAAGAAAACACAAAAAUAGUGUAGGAAUAAAUGUGCCUCCAUAUAAACCCUACCCAUACUGAA
Salmo salar (Atlantic salmon) is the source of this 3086-nucleotide messenger RNA. The record is from RefSeq and is a predicted model, not a curated record. Lineage: Eukaryota; Metazoa; Chordata; Actinopteri; Salmoniformes; Salmonidae.